AUGUAUGAGAUGGCCCCAGAAAGCAGCUGUCUCAAAGUGAUUUCGAGUUUGCAGCAUAAAAGACGACAUGGUUCAUCUCGUCAUGCUGCAGAGAGGGGAAGAGCAAAGACAAAAGUACUUUUCCAUGAGCUAGCCCACCAAGCAGCUUCCCCUGGAGGGGAGUCUAGCCGAGCAUCCAGCUGUAGUGCAGAGGAAAAGGAGGAAAGUGCAUUAGAGGGUGGACUGGCAUCCGCUCCAUCAUCUGCUUCCUUUAAAGCUUCUGUACGCCCGCCUGGACCACCCUUUCAGCCCGCGCCUACACCUCCACCAAGGCUUCCUAAAGGCAUAACUCCUGUUUGCCUUACUACAGUAGCGCCGGUACGGCGAGCACGCAGGGCCCUGGCACACGGAUCGCCGUCGCGUAAACCUCCAGUUGCACAUACCCCAUCCGCUUCCCCGUCGAAGAAGCCUGCGAUUGCACUUCAGAUUCCCACUCAGGCACCUGUGUCAAACACGGGACAGGCCAAAGAAGCGGAUCAACUAGAGUUUGACAAUCUCGUUCCCCUACCGAAGGAUGCUCUGACCUCCGGGAUCUUGAGCUCAUGGGUAGUCUUGUACAAUCCCAAAGGCUUGUCCGAGUCCCAGCUCUCUCAACCCAAGGCAUUUGCCGAGCCACCGCCUUCUUCAGUCGCGCCCCGGAGCUUUAUGUUCAAGUAUUUUGCGGAGCAAGUGGAUAAGAUUCCGGAUGAGUAG
This is a messenger RNA of Pleurotus ostreatus (oyster mushroom), 732 nucleotides long. RefSeq lists its product as uncharacterized. The record is from RefSeq and is a predicted model, not a curated record. The coding region runs from base 1 to 732 and encodes 243 amino acids. Lineage: Eukaryota; Fungi; Basidiomycota; Agaricomycetes; Agaricales; Pleurotaceae. The transcript has 2 exons.